Molecule: messenger RNA, 2256 nt
Organism: Closterium sp. NIES-65
Lineage: Eukaryota; Viridiplantae; Streptophyta; Zygnematophyceae; Desmidiales; Closteriaceae
Source: the annotation of a GenBank genome assembly
AUGUUUGGAAUCUCGCAAGUCUUUCUGGAUUGGAGGAAGAAAUUGGCAAUUCUGCGCGGAGCAGGCGAUUGGGACGUGUUAGAACCGCGCGGCGGAAAAGCGGAUCAUGAGAAUCUGACGCCUGAAUCAUGCCAGAAGGGCCGCGCCACUAGUGUGGUGGAAUCGCGGUCAUGCAACGUUGGCUCCGCGGUUUGGCUCCUUGUGCUUCUCGUUCUCGUGCUGUGCAUGAUUGCCACGACUAAUCAAGCUCGGUCGGACAUCAGUCAGCUAUGGAACCUCUCCCCUUCGGUGCGGUUGCCUCAAGCAGAGUGGGAGCGGCCCGGCUGCAUUCUCACUCUCGACUCGCGCUACAACCCCGAGGGGGUGCUGGCUGUGCAGGCGGCUGUAGAGCGGUUGCUGAGAGACCUGGGGGCAGAGGGGGGGGAAGCAUUCAAUUCUACUCAAAAACAAGUGCAGGCGGCUGUAGCGCGGCUCCUGAGGGACCUGGGGGCGGAGGCAGAGGGGGUGGUGGGGGCGACUCAAAAGCCGGUUGAUGCGGCUGUAGCGCGGCUCUUGAGAGACCUGGGGGUGGAAAGGGUGGGGGGUGAAGGAUUAGGGAGAGAGAGGGUUGGGGGGGGAAGGGAGAGAGGGGGAGGGUGUAGGGACGGGGGCAGGGGAUGGGGGACAGGUAGGGCGGAGGGGGGAGAUGCAGGAACGGAGCGGUUGAAAGAAGGAGUGGGAGAGGCCGGGGGGCAGGGGAAGGAUGGGGGGCAGGGGAAGGAUGGGGGGCAGGGGAAGGAUGAGGGACAGGGGAAGGAUAGGGGGCAGGGGAAGGAUGAGGGGCAGGGGAAGGAUGAGGGGCAGGGGAAGGAUGAGGGGCAGGGGAAGGAUGGGGAAAUUAAAGGGAUGUCUGAGGCAUGGAGGAGGUUUUAUGGUGCGCUGCCUAGGGUGGUGGGCGCGGAUGGGAAUGAGGAUCAGCUGAAGAUGCCCAUUUGGGUGGCUCUGGCCGUCAACAUGAUAUACGCGCGGCGGCAUGGGUAUCGCUUCGCUGUGGGAAAUGGGUCGAAAUACACCCAGGAUAGACACCCAUCCUGGUUCAAGGAUAGGCACCCCUCGUGGUUCAAGGUGAGCGUCAUCAGUGACUGUGCUUGCUUCAAGGUGAGCGUCAUCAGUGACUGUGCUUGCUUCAAGGUGAGCGUCAGUUACCCUGAUGCACUGAUUCGCCUCCCCUGGUUCAGAUACACCCAGGAUGGACACCCCUCGUGCUUCAAGGUGAGCGUCAGUUACCCCACAUCACUUGCAAUUCUUGCCGCUAUUCGAGUGACUUUUGAGAAUUCUCAAAAGUCACUUAGACACACCCAGGAUGGGCACCCCUCAUGCUUCAAGGUGAGCGUCAGUUACCCCACAUCACUUGCAAUUCUUGCCGUUAUUCGAGUGACUUUUGAGAAUUUUCAAAAGUCACUUAAAUACACCCAGGAUGGGCACCCCUCAUGCUUCAAGAACCACCCUGCCCUCACCUGCCUUCCCUGCCCUCACCUGCCUUCCCUGCCCUCACCUGCCUUCCCUGCCCUCACCUGCCUUCCCUGCCCUCCCGUUUCUGCAGGAGCAAUUGGCAUGCUGCUGCCAGUGGGCCUUGUCUAUACCGUUUCUGCAGGAGCAGCUAUCGUGCUGCUGCCAGUGGGCCUUGUUUGUCGACUCAGACGCUUACAUGCGAAUGAACCACCACAACCUCUCAGUCGAAGCCAAGCCUGGAUUCAAACCAUCAAGCAGCCUAAUUAUUUCGACUGGCUGCUGAGGGCGAAUGUCACAGACUCCUUGGAAGGACAGGUGUGGGUCCCACAGGACCCUACCCUGCUGCUACAACCGGCCACCGCGCUACAGCCGGAGGGACCUGUGGUGCUGGUACCACGGAACGGGGACACAGUGGGGGGGUAUGAUGGGAGCGCCGAUGUGCUAUUUAUGGAAGGGCACGACUAUAUCAAUGCAGGGGUGAUUUUGUGCAGACGAUCACUCGAUACCUUUGAGUUCUUCAAGCAAUGGUACACGAUCACUGAAGCAGACGAGUUUCAUAGAUAUCAUCACGUGUGGGAGCAGGCAAAUCUAAACACCAUCGUUCGUCAGGAGCAGUGGAAAGGGAAGGUGAUUAUAGUCCCUUACGGCGAGCUGACAGGGCCCAAGGGGGCAAUGAUUCGGCACGUGUGGAGUGAUUUGCCUCAAGGAACACAUCACAAGGUGUCAAUGGAGGCUCUUGAGGAGAUCAUGGGGCUGCCACAGUGA